This is a messenger RNA of Nerophis lumbriciformis (worm pipefish), 1560 nucleotides long. The record is from RefSeq and is a predicted model, not a curated record. NCBI's taxonomy places the organism in Eukaryota, Metazoa, Chordata, Actinopteri, Syngnathiformes, Syngnathidae.
AACCUCUACAGAAUGCCUGGUUCUGCCUCUACCAACUGCCUGGGGCCAUGGCCCAAAGAUGUGGGUAUCAUUGCCAUGGAACUGUACUUUCCAUCCCAGUAUGUGGACCAAGCUGAACUAGAACAGUUUGAUGGAGUUGCAGCUGGCAAAUACACAAUAGGCUUGGGUCAAGCCUGCAUGGGGUUCUGCUCAGACUGUGAGGAUAUCAACUCCCUUUGCCUGACAGUGGUCCAACGGCUGAUGGAGAAGAACGGCCUCUCCUAUGAUUCGAUAGGGCGUUUGGAAGUUGGCACUGAGAGCAUUAUUGAUAAGUCCAAGUCUGUGAAAACGGUCCUCAUGCAACUCUUUGAGGACUCUGGCAAUACCGACGUAGAGGGCAUCGACACUACGAACGCCUGUUAUGGUGGCACGGCGGCACUCUUCAAUGCUGUGAACUGGGUUGAGUCCAGCUCAUGGGAUGGGCGCUAUGCUUUGGUUGUAGCUGGAGACAUUGCUGUUUACGCCUCAGGAAGUGCCAGACCUACGGGCGGUGCUGGUGCCGUGGCAAUGCUCAUUGGGCCCAACGCUCCUUUGGCCUUUGAACGAGGCCUGCGUGGAACCCACAUGCAGCAUGCGUAUGACUUCUACAAACCUAACCUCAUGUCAGAGUAUCCAGUGGUGGAUGGCAAGCUGUCUAUUGAGUGCUACCUGAGUGCCUUGGACCGCUGCUACUCUGUGUACCGGAAUAAGAUACAUGCUCAGUGGCAAAGAGAAGAUUCAGAGAAGCGCUUUUCUUUGGAGGACUUUGGCUUUCUCGUCUUCCACUCGCCAUAUUGCAAGCUGGUGCAAAAGUCUCUAGCCAGAUUGAUGCUGAAUGACUUCCUGAACCACCCCUGCCCAAACACUGAAACGGGGCCCUUUAGUGGCCUCGAAGCUUUCAGAGACGUCAAGCCAGAGGAAACCUACUUUGACCGAGAUGUUGAGAAGGCCUUCAUGAAAGCCAGUGCCGACUUGUUUGAGAGAAAAACCAAGCUGUCCUUGCUCAUAUCCAACCAGAAUGGCAACAUGUAUACACCCUCUGUCUACGGCUGCUUGGCAUCUGUCAUUGCGCAGCACACAUCAUCACAGUUGGCAGGUCAGAGGAUUGGAGUUUUCUCCUAUGGAUCUGGAUUUGCUGCAACUCUUUAUUCUCUCAGGGUCUCACAGGACCACACGCCUGGUUCUGCUCUUGACAAACUUAUCAGUAGCAUGAGUGACCUCAAAGUUAGGCUGGAGUCGAGGAGGAAAGUUUCACCUGAUGUAUUCUCAGAAAACAUGAAGCUCAGAGAAGAAACCCAUCACCUAGCCAGUUACGUCCCUCGUGGCUGUGUGGAGGACCUAUUUCCAGGUACUUGGUACUUGACACGAGUCGAUGAGAAACACCGCAGGGAAUAUGCCAGGAGACCUCUGGACAGCGACUUGCCCUCAGAACCAGAACGUAUUCGCUCCAGCACUGGCACUGAGCACAUCCCAAGUCCAGCCAAGAAGAUGCCACGCAUUCCUGUCACCAAUUCCAACGCUGACACCGGCGUCAGUAACUGA